Carica papaya (papaya) is the source of this 1630-nucleotide messenger RNA. NCBI's taxonomy places the organism in Eukaryota, Viridiplantae, Streptophyta, Magnoliopsida, Brassicales, Caricaceae. The record is from RefSeq and is a predicted model, not a curated record.
AACUGCUAGAUAGACCUUCCGACCUCACUGACAACCAAGAUAAUAAAUGGCGGUCUCUGCUUUCGCCAUAACUACAACCUCAAACCUUCCCCCUUUUCAAAUCUGUAACUUCAAACCGGCUUCCUCUUGUUCGCUACUUCCAUGCUCUUGCUCUUUACCUUCUUCUUCACCAGAUGCAAAUGGGAAUCAAUUGAAUUUGAAACCCGCCUCGAAUAAAUUUGCCGUCAAGAAAUGUAUAUUCGAUUCGGGUAUCGGGUUAUUAGCAGCUUCAGUUCUUGCCUGGUCACCAUUGGAUGCUGACGCGACAAGGAUCGAGUACUAUGCCACUGUAGGAGAGCCUUUAUGCGAGUUCAACUUUGCACCGUCUGGGCUUGGUUACUGUGAUGUUCAUGUAGGGGCCGGCCAGGAGGCCCCACGCGGUGAGCUCAUCAAUGUUCACUACACUGCAAGAUUUGCUGAUGGGACUGUCUUCGACAGUAGCUAUAAACGUGCUAGACCUCUCACAAUGCGUAUUGGUGUUGGCAAGGUUAAUAAGGGAGUGGAUCAAGGGAUUUUGGGGGGUGAUGGAGUAUCUCCUAUGCAUAUAGGUGGAAAGCGCAGGCUUCAGAUCCCACCACACCUAGCAUAUGGACCAGAGCCUGCUGGAUGCUUUUCAGGUGACUGCAACAUACCUGGCAACGCAACUCUCCUCUAUGAUAUAAAAUUUGUUGGCAUUUACUCUGGGAAUGCAAAGUAAAAGCAGUUGAAAGAAUGAAGAGUAGAGGCACCCAUAUAGAUCAAGUGAGUUUCUUUUAGCAAUUCCAACUGAUACUCAACAGUGUUGUAUGAGUUGAGAUGAGGAUCCAGUUACUGACUACUAAAAUAUAGGCAACUCUUGCUUUGCAUGUUUUCUGACGAUGGGAGAUUGAAGCCCUAUAAAUUGGUGAAACCUAAGCGUGGGAUGCCUAUUUCUCCUUUGUGGUAGAGAACAGAAAGAAUAAGUUUUUUGUCUCCCUUGUGCAAUAUUGUGUCUGUCCUACAUGGACCUUGAUGGAAUACUUUAGAAUAUAAAAAAUAAAGGUAAAUCUUUUCCUAUAAACUUAAGUUUUUAGGAUAAUUAGUUAUCUAAUGACAUUAUGUUUUGCAGCAUUAAAAUUUAAAGUUACUAGGUUCAAAUCUUGGUAAAAUUCUAUGGUUCAUCUGUUUGUUGCCCAUUGUUAGAACUUGCGCAAAGUCUUUUGUUUGGCCUAAUAUUUGUUUCGAUUUUUAUUCAUGUGUAAACUGAAUAAACAAUUAAAUGAAACCAAAUUAUUUUGGUGAAUAAUACUUCCCUUCUCUAUUGCUUAAACAGUAAAAAGAUUAGCCUGCACUGAUUUGAGUUCAAUUUGUGUUUAACACCCGAGUAGAGGACCUUGGUUCUCCAUUCAGAAAUCCAGGAGUUCUACUGAAGCUUUAGAAACCCCAUGGGAUGUUUCAGUAAAAUCAUUGACUUGUGGCUUCCUCAUUACCUGAAAAUUGCUUGUUUGAUUAUGGUAAUUCAGAUCUAUUUCCUUUCUUAUGAUUGUCAUCCUAAAACUGAAAGUCAUCACCAGACUAGAGUAGUCACGUGUUAGGUGGAUAUUGUGGUCCUGGAUGAUCUUAUGCACAUGGC